Molecule: messenger RNA, 699 nt
Organism: Entamoeba invadens IP1
Lineage: Eukaryota; Evosea; Mastigamoebida; Endamoebidae
Product: leucine rich repeat containing protein BspA family protein
Exons: 1
Source: RefSeq, a predicted model, not a curated record
AUGGUGGUUCAACUUGAUCGCUACUCAAUGCUGAUCGUUUCCAAAUACUUUAGUUAUAUUUUUGAUUAUAUCAACAUGGUUUUUGUGUGUAAAAAGUUUAAGGAAAUACCAGAGAUGUUUCAUUUUAAUCCCAUUUCAGUCUCAUUUAUAACACAAAAGUAUUUUCCAAAUGUCGAGACUCUUCAUCUCUAUACAGAAAAAGAUAAAUUUCUUUCUAAGUAUCGACAAUAUUAUGUCCACUACCCCACACCUCUUCAUAAAUGCAUUAAAUUAAACCAAGGUAAACGUGUUAUAUGUCCAUUAAGAACUUUUAGAUUUGAUAGUCAACAUUAUGGAUGUUCUUAUAAAGACGCAAACAUUUUUUUAGACAAAGCAGUUAAAAAUACGAGUGCUAAACUGACUGCAAUGGACUGUUCUAACAUAGUAAAAUUUGGUCUUUCGUGUUUUGAAUACAACACUAUAUUAGUUUCAAUUACUUUAUCAAGUAAUUUAUAUGAAAUUCCAGAUAAAUGCUUUUUCAUCUGCACAAAACUCAAAGAAAUUGAUUUGGAACACAUCAGAGUGUUUGGGGAUUACUGUUUCUGUCGUUGCAAUAGCCUAAGUGCUAUUACUUUGGGAACUAACAUAAUAAAAAGUGCUAAAAAUGCAUUUAAUGAAGUAACAUCAAUUAAAAAUGUUACGGCGCCUGGAGUCAAAAGU